AUGACCCGUGUAUUGGCGGAUCAUAUUCAGGCAGUAAUAUACUGUUUACCUGCCGAACAUAACCCUUCCCCGGAAGGAAACACGAUUGUAAUGAGCGUCUCGCCGAUCUGGCACCGCAAUGCGAUUAAUGAUGAAGCCAUCAUGGCCGAUUCGGACACAUCCUAUACCAUCGAGACGGAGCAGCAGCUUUGGGACGAGAUCGACCAGGUUGUUGCGACCCAAUGCCCAAGCCACGCCCACGAGACCAUCGACGACGCCUUGCGAUCAUGGCUUCACCUUGCUGCCAAGUGCCGCGACCAGUUCUCCCAGUCGGAAGACGACGUCGCAGGCUGUUCGCAACGGUUGCUAGAGGGAAACCUUUUCAACACGAAUCGGGAAUAUGUGCGCACACAGAUCAUCUACAGCUUAUUGCAGGAGGACGAGGCGGGGCCCCUCUACGGCAUUGCGACCCUUCUGCUGCUGGACGGUCGCAGCGAAGACACCACGUAUCGGCACAUGAUAGACGAGGGCUGCUUUCCCCGGCUGCUCGAGCUUAUCGUCGCGGGUAGAGAGAACGAUCCGGGUCUGCACAGGCUACUGCUAACGCUCAUGUACGAGAUGUCUCGCGUCGAGAAGCUGCGCUAUGAAGAUCUGGUACGGGUGGACGACGGCUUUGUUACGUAUCUCUUUCAAUUAAUCGAGGGAUUCUCUGACGAUGUCGACGACCCAUACCAUUACCCCAUUAUCCGCGUUCUGCUGGUCCUGAACGAGCAGUACAUGGUGGCAUCCACGACUGCGCUUGCCGAUCCCCAGUUGCCCGAUGCGCCCUUGACGAAUCGCGUGGUCAAGUGCCUCUCGCUAUAUGGCUUGCAGUACAGGACCUUUGGCGAGAACCUCAUCCUCCUUUUGAAUCGCGAGACCGAGACCUCACUACAGCUGCUCAUUCUAAAGCUGCUCUAUCUCCUUUUUACCACAAGGGCAACCUACGAGUACUUUUAUACCAACGAUCUGCGCGUCCUCCUCGAUGUCAUAAUACGCAACCUCCUCGAUCUGCCCAACGAGUUCUUGUCACUGCGGCAUACCUACCUGCGCGUCCUGUAUCCGUUAUUGGCGCACACACAGCUGAACCAGCCGCCGCAUUACAAGAGGGACCAGAUUAUCACGGUCCUCAACAUUCUUGCCGGCACAGGGAGUUACCACUUUGCGCCGCCAGAUGAUACCACAGCAAGGCUGGUCGAUCGGGUGUCCAAAGUGAAGUGGUUAGCUGAGGAGGGCACAGGGGCAGGAGAGAUUGCACGCAAGUUUCUGGGGAUUAGUCUGGAGUCUAGCGAUGUUGCUAGCAAGAUUAGUGUGAUUGAUGUGGCAGCUGUAAAAGAGAAGCCCGGAGUACAGACGCCUAGCAGGAAAGAUGGAAUCGAAGCUGCAGACGUUACAGCCGAGCGGAUUGCGUCCUCCGAGACGGACAAGAAGUUGGUGCCGCCACCGCCCAGGAGGACGCGAAAACCACUACCCGCAGUCCCACAGCGUCGACAUGGCAUUCCCAUCCCCGUGGCGGCGCCAGUAGAUGAGAGCGGCAAUGGCAAAGCACUUCCGGCAAAGAAACUCCCUCCGAAGCCACCGCCCCAGCGACGGUUCAACAGACUGAGGGCGCCAGAUUCUCCGCCGACUCGGACAUCCUAG
This is a messenger RNA of Truncatella angustata, 1659 nucleotides long. RefSeq lists its product as uncharacterized. Gene Ontology annotation, molecular function: Arp2/3 complex binding. Lineage: Eukaryota; Fungi; Ascomycota; Sordariomycetes; Amphisphaeriales; Sporocadaceae. The transcript is spliced from 3 exons. The record is from RefSeq and is a predicted model, not a curated record. Gene Ontology annotation, biological process: endocytosis; actin cortical patch localization; actin cortical patch assembly. Gene Ontology annotation, cellular component: actin cortical patch. The coding region runs from base 1 to 1659 and encodes 552 amino acids.